UGUUAUCAAACCACGGCGUGCAAAAGUGCAAAGGGAACGUUUUGUGUUCGAUUUCGUUUCCAAACACACACCAACACAAAGCGUUGCGCAGCAGAUGAACAAAGUCUUCGAGUUUGCUUUGGCGUUGAGUCGCUUGUUAAGACAUUCCUGUGAGGAUUGGGCCGAGAUUAGUCUCUUUAUGCUUUUUCACGUGAAAGAGCCUUUUUAAAGUCCCGCACUUUGUUGCAGACGCAACACAACUAGAGGAGGGAAAAGCAGAAAGGUUCUGGGGUAAAGUUACAAUUAUUUUAUUAUAUCAUGGCGUCGUAUUUGUUACCGGAGGGUUUCACGGAGUUUGACAUGUUUACAUUCGGAUCAGCGCUGCUGGUUGGGGGUUUGCUUGGAUUCAUACUUAAUGCCAUCAACGUCGUCUCCUUCCUCACUGUGAAGGACCUGCGGACGCCCAGUAACUUCUUUGUGUUCAACCUUGCCUUGGCUGACAUCAGUCUGAACGUCAACGGACUCACCGCUGCCUACGCCAGCUACCUCAGAUAUUGGCCAUUUGGUCAGAGUGGAUGUGAAUAUCAUGGAUUCCAGGGGCUGAUAUCUGUUCUGGCAUCAAUCAGUUUCAUGGCAGCUAUUGCUUGGGACAGAUACCAUCAAUAUUGCACCAGGCAGAAGCUUUUCUGGAGCACAACACUGACAAUGAGCGCCAUCAUCUGGUGCCUGUCCAUCUUCUGGGCGGCCGUUCCUCUGAUGGGCUGGGGCGUCUACGACUUUGAGCCCAUGAGGACUUGCUGCACGCUGGACUACACCAGAGGCGAUAGGGACUAUAUGACCUUCAUGCUUACUCUGGUGCUGCUCUACCUGAUGUUCCCUGCUCUAACCAUGCUGUCGUGCUACAGCUCCAUCAAUAAACACUUCAAGAAGGUCCAUCAUCACAGGUUUAACACCAAUUUCCCCCUGAGGAUCAUGUUGAUGUGCUGGGGCCCCUAUGUUCUCAUGUGCAUCUACGCCUGCUUUGCAGAUGCCAAGGUUGUGUCUCCAAAACUGCGCAUGGUGCUUCCAGUUGUUGCGAAAACCAAUCCUAUUUUUAACGCCCUCCUCUAUGGUUUUGGAAAUGAGUUCUUCCGAGGAGGUUUAUGGCAGUUCCUCACCGGACAAAAGAUGGUGAGCCCAGCCAUUCAGAAGUCAAAAUAAAAGGUCAUUCAUGUCCCUGAAACGAUCAAUGUAUUAUAGUUAGACAAACAAUAUCACUGAAAUGCUGUGGUACGUUUACAUGUAGUAAAAUGACCAUAUGUGCAAUAGAAAAAAAUAGGUCUGCAUCAAAAACUCUUAUCUUAAAGUUGUCUUUCUAAUCUCAUCUCAUGAGUUCAUGUUAAACUAUUGACUUGUGAAAACACUGCUGCUUUUUUGUUGUUUUCAACUUAAAUAAACAAGUUACUUUGA
Messenger RNA from Cynoglossus semilaevis (tongue sole), 1428 nucleotides. RefSeq names its product retinal G protein coupled receptor b (gene rgrb). The record is from RefSeq and is a predicted model, not a curated record. The coding region runs from base 298 to 1179 and encodes 293 amino acids. The transcript has 7 exons. NCBI's taxonomy places the organism in Eukaryota, Metazoa, Chordata, Actinopteri, Pleuronectiformes, Cynoglossidae. Gene Ontology annotation, molecular function: G protein-coupled receptor activity. Gene Ontology annotation, biological process: visual perception; phototransduction; G protein-coupled receptor signaling pathway. Gene Ontology annotation, cellular component: membrane.